UGUAUGUGUGUGCGUGUUAGUGUAUGUGUGUGCGUGUGUGGGUAUGUGCAUCUAAGCACUUAAGUGUGAGACGUGCAAUACACCGUGAUUUGGCAAAAAGGGCUCGCGCAGCUCUGCUCUCCCGCCUCCGCCCGUCCCGGCAGUGAAAGGGUGCAUUAGGUAAUUGUUCUGUGCGCGUGGGGAUUGGCUGACAAUGGCGGGGACACACCUGCACGCACCUCCCUCCCAUCCCCUGUGGCCACCGUCUUCACACCUGCGGUCCAUCUAAGGACACCGACCUCCCGGACCCGGGCUGAGAGGAGAUACAACCAUCGCGCGCACACAACCCCACGAGCCUGUCCUGAUCCAGGAGACCCGCGAGUCAUCUGACUGCUAUACGCACGAGCCCGUCUCUGACGGUCUCCGUUCUGGACAUCGGUUAUCUGGAAAGAAACAGAAGAUGCGAUAAGAUACGCCCCCAUCGAUAAUUCGGUUCAUGUAGAGUUUCUCGCGCAGCUUCUUAAUUGCAGUCACUGAGCUGACAAGGAGUCACCGCGGUAUCCUCCCGGUAUCCUCCCGUGGGCUACUACCAUCAGAGCAGCCGUGACAAGCAUGAGGACGGCGGACGCCUGACACUUUCCCGUUUGGCUUCCUCAGUGCACUCUUUACCCCGGCAAUCCCUCGGGGCGUCAGUGUGUGUGUGUGUGUGCGUGCGACAGAGUGAGUGGGAGAGCAAGAGACUGAGAGGCGCGUUUACGUUACCUUCUCGACCGGAAUUCUGGGAGGACUCGGAAAGCACGCGCGCUCUCCCUCGCCCGAGCAACAAGACAAUAAACGCGUUAAACACAUGGACCUGAAGAGUUGGCCGGAGGAGUAGAGACACACACACACAUACACUACCUUACUCACUCACACUGACACAUCCUAACACACACCAAAACACUCGCACACACACACACAGAGAAACCACCAGAGCAAGCUCAAGUGACAGCGAAAUUAAACAGUCAUGUAUUUGAACCGUGAGGAGGAGAGCACUAAAGGCUCUGUGUCUCUCAGUGUGUUCUUGGUGUCGAUGGCGGUGACGGUGUGUGCUGUUUGGUUGGUGGCGUUAUGUGGAGUCUGUGGAUGGUGUCAGCGCAAACUGGGGAAGAGGAACAAGCCAGGCGUGGAGGCGGUAGAAACUCCAGACUCUCUUCGCGGAAGCCGCGGGGAGAAGAAAGCCAUCAAUAGGAACAUGGGGAAUAAACCAGGAAACAGCCCUAAGGGGACCAAUGACGUGGACGGCCACUCCUCAGUCUCUGACCUCGCCAACUCACUCACCGGAGACAUGGUGAUGCUAUCUCCGGGCUCAGAGGAGGACGACCACGAGGGUCCGGUGAACGAGAAGCUGGGUCGGAUCCAGUUCAGCGUGGGCUACAGCUUCGCCGAGUCCAACCUCACCGUCAAGAUCCUGAAGGGCCAGGACCUGCCGGCCAAAGACUUCUCCGGGACCUCCGACCCCUUUGUGAAGAUAUACCUGCUGCCCGACAAGAAGAACCGGCUGGAGACCAAGGUCAAGCACAAGAACCUCAACCCCCACUGGAACGAGACCUUCCUGUUCGAGGGCUUCCCGUUUGAGAAGGUUCGGGAGCGGACUCUGUACCUGCAGGUGCUGGACUUUGACCGCUUCAGCCGAAACGACCCGAUCGGGGAGGUGUCCAUCCCCCUCAACAAGGUGGACCUGGCCCACAUGCAGACCUUCUGGAAGGAGCUGAAGCCAUGCAGCGACGGCAGCGCUGGACGUGGGGAUCUGUUACUCUCCCUCUGUUACAAUCCAACUGCCAACACCAUCACUGUCAACAUCAUCAAAGCUCGCAACCUCAAAGCCAUGGACAUCGGAGGAACCUCAGACCCGUAUGUGAAGCUGUGGCUGAUGCAUAAGGACAAGCGUGUGGAGAAGAAGAAGACGGUGACCAUCAAACGCUGCCUGAACCCCAUCUUCAACGAGUCCUUCCCCUUCGAGGUGCCCGCACACAUGCUGCGGGAGACCACCAUCAUCAUCACCGUCAUGGACAAGGACAAGUUCAGCCGCAACGACGUCAUCGGGAAGAUCUAUCUCUCGUGGAAGAGCGGUCCAGCGGAGGUGAAGCACUGGAAGGACAUGAUGAGUCGACCGCGCACCAACGUGGCCCAGUGGCACGCCCUCAAGGCCUGAACACGCCCCCUUACCUCACCUUUGACCCCCUGUCGCCCCGCCCCCAGACCCCCAUCGCCCCGCCCCCAGCCCCGCCCCGUCACCUUUGACCCCGCGCCCCGUCCUUAUGCACAACACUGAGGUGCGCUGCCAGGCUGCGUAACACGGGUACUAAAAGCCAUCUGCCCUGCCAACUUACCCCCAGAGAUGAGCAAUCGCUCUCUCUCUCUCUCUCUCUCUCUCUCUCUCUCUAUCUCUCUCUCUUACUUUAGCCCUCUUUAUCUCCUCUCUUCCUCUCUCGUUCCUCUUCAUCAUCACCCUGUUGCCCAGGUUUUUCAGUUUGAGAGCCUUGGUGAUCUGUCUGCACAUGCAGACACACACACACACACACACACACACACACACACACACACACACACACAGGUGGUUAAGUGCUAUGAGUUUGGCAGAACCCAACGCUCUCAGUCAUCCUCCUCCUCCACUCCCUGAGUGACAUCAUCAGGACCAUGGAGAGCUCCUCUGUGGAGGCCCAGCUGGAGAGGAAGCUACGAGGAGCAGCAGGCCGUCACCAGACGCUCUCUCUCUCCUUCUCUCCUUCUCUUUUCUCUCUUCCCUCUCUUUAUCUGUUUUAGUUCUUUCUCUUCACUAUCUCUGGCACAAUAGUAGAUGUAGUUAAUGCCCCUCUCGUUGUGUGUGUGUGUGUGUGUGUGUGUGUGUGUGUGUGUCGUCGUUGGUGCCGUGCUGUAGCUCCAAACGGAUAAAUAAAUAAAUGAAUAAAUAAAUAUACAUUUUUUUGAACUUCACAAACUGAGCUGAACUGAACUGACGGAGGAAAGAGAGGAGUCGCUCCCUCCCUCCCUCCCUCGCUAGCUGCGGACACAGUGUCAUCAGGAAGAAGAGUCAAGGGAAGGAGAGAACACAAGAUGGAGAGAAAUGCCAUUUUUUUGCGGAUAAAAAGAAAGACAGUCAAAGAAACCAAUCAAGAUGUUCUUCCAAACAUGCCAUGAAAAAAGAAGCAAAAAGUGAGUUUGAUGAGCAGUGUGUGUGUGUGUGUGUGUGUGUUUUAAAAGCUACCCCAUCUUAAAGAAGCAAUUUCCCAUGAAGUCAGUGUGUGUAUAUUCUCAUGCUUGAGGGUGUGUGAGGGUGUGUGUGUGUGUGUGUGUGUAUCAGUGCAUGGGUGGAUCCAGAAGCGCUCCGGACUUCUCCUCCUCUCCUCUGGGUCCACCUCUCCUCUCCUCCCUCUGUUUCUCUCUCUUCCUCUCUCUCCUCUUUCGUUCUCUCCCUUUCUGAGACCUCGUGCAGAGAAGAGAGCCGGAGCUGAGUUCCAACUGCACUUUUUUUCAAGCAAUGUAAUAAUGAGGACAAUAAUAACGCUCACGGGUCACUGCUCACGGUCACGACAGCCAGUGAGGAUGAUGAAGUCACUGCUCACGGUCACGACAGCCAGUGAGGAUGAUGAAGUCACUGCUCACGGUCACGACAGCCAGUGAGGAGGAUGAACACUGUUUUACAUUUGAACAGAGGGGGCGCCAGAGAGGCCGCGGGGCAGAGAUGGAGCGCUUGGUGAAAAGGGGCAGGUCGUCCUGGAGACCCGAUUGGGAGGACGGAGGAGAGGAUGGAGGAGAACCAGGAAUAUGAGGAGAACCAAGAAUGAG
Molecule: messenger RNA, 3807 nt
Organism: Clupea harengus (Atlantic herring)
Lineage: Eukaryota; Metazoa; Chordata; Actinopteri; Clupeiformes; Clupeidae
Gene: syt7a
Product: synaptotagmin VIIa
Biological process (GO): vesicle fusion; calcium ion-regulated exocytosis of neurotransmitter
Cellular component (GO): synaptic vesicle; synapse; plasma membrane
Molecular function (GO): phosphatidylserine binding; calcium ion binding; clathrin binding
Source: RefSeq, a predicted model, not a curated record